Messenger RNA from Microplitis mediator, 1104 nucleotides. RefSeq names its product kielin/chordin-like protein. The record is from RefSeq and is a predicted model, not a curated record. Bases 87 to 1013 code for a protein of 308 amino acids. Lineage: Eukaryota; Metazoa; Arthropoda; Insecta; Hymenoptera; Braconidae. The transcript is spliced from 7 exons.
UUUUGCAACAUACUAUAUAACACGAUAUACAAUUGACUUGUUCAAUAUAUCGAUUGUGGCCGUUAAGUCGUAAUUUGUAAUUAGUAAUGAAACUAAAUUAUUAUUUUUUUUUAAUUUAUUUCUUCGGUACAUUUUUAUUAGGCAUUAUUGCUGACGAAGUUUGCGAUAAAUCAAAAUGCCCUGGACCGCUUGCAUACUACGAGAGCUUAAACUGUAAGCCAGUUUAUAAAUCAUCAGGCGAUUGUUGUGCUUACAAGUAUGAUUGUGAUAAUUUGAAUCAAAGAUCUAAAAAAAAAUGUUACGUCAAUAAUGAAACAUAUGAAAUUGGAGAAAAACUUAAAGAGGAACAUGCGAACCCUUGCGAUAUCGGAUGUACUUGUAGAGAAGGACAUGAUGGCAUUGCAGUAUUUAAGUGUGCUGUAGUAGAUUGUUUUUUUGGACCUGUGAAACCUAAUUGUUAUCGUAAAAACAGUCCUCUUGAAUGUUGUCCUGGCGAAGAAGUUUGUCCUGAGAAUCAAGAAGAUAGAGCAACAUGUCAAGUUGAUGGUAAAGAAUAUAAAGAAGGUGAAAAUUUUGAAGCAAAAUCAGAUUCGAAUUUAAAUUGCGUUUGCCAACCUGGAUACAAAGGAGAAAAUAUUGAGCCUUUUUGUGCAAAACCUAAACAUCCUUAUUGUAGCCCCGAUUUCCGUCAUGCUUCCGAUAUUUUUAAUGAAUGUGCUCCGGUUUAUUAUAGUUCUCAAUCACCACAAACUAGCUGUAGCGUCUUUUCUAGAUGCCAAAACGACAAAGACGUGGUUAUCAAAAAUAAUUCAUUAAGUGAAGCCAAUCAUGAUUUAACUUGUAAAUUCGGUAACUUGACAAUGAAUCAAGGAGAUGAACUUAAUCAAGCUACGGAUUAUAAUUCUGUGUGCGUAAAAUGUGUUUGUGAAGUGCCCCCCGUACUUACUUGUCAACGUUUACCUGAUGAAGAAUGUGACGUUUCAAAUCAUCCACCUUUUGAAAAUAAUUACUGAUGAAGACUAUAACACAUUAUUAAAAAUUAUAACAAUUGUAGCGAAAGAUAAUCUAAAGUUGUAACUCAUCUGUUAUGUGUGCAAUAAAUUA